Anneissia japonica is the source of this 1556-nucleotide messenger RNA. RefSeq names its product actin-related protein 2/3 complex subunit 3-like. Bases 130 to 660 code for a protein of 176 amino acids. The record is from RefSeq and is a predicted model, not a curated record. NCBI's taxonomy places the organism in Eukaryota, Metazoa, Echinodermata, Crinoidea, Comatulida, Comatulidae. Gene Ontology annotation, molecular function: actin filament binding. The transcript is spliced from 6 exons. Gene Ontology annotation, biological process: regulation of actin filament polymerization; Arp2/3 complex-mediated actin nucleation. Gene Ontology annotation, cellular component: Arp2/3 protein complex; cytoskeleton.
AGUGUUUUACCGAUUGGAAAAGGGUGUGAAUACAAAUCAGCUCCGCCAAUAUCAAGUGAAAUACAUUUUUUUUAAAUUACUUCAUGAGAGCAUCUCAAUUUGAAUUUGUUUAAAACACCGUAUAUCAAUAUGCCGGCUUACCACUCUUCAUUAUCAGCUCCAAAAGAGAUUUGCAAAAUGGCUUUGUUGCCGAUAAACACGAAAUAUAGAGGCCCAGCUCCACCUGGAACGGGUGAUGCAGAUAUAAUUGAUGAAUCUUUGCAGUAUUUUAAAGCCAACGUCUUCUUCAAAGAGUAUGAAAUUAAGAGUGCUGCUGACAGGGUAUUGAUCUACAUAACAUUGUAUAUUACUGAAUGUUUAAAGAAGCUUCAAAAGUGUCCUUCCAAGAAUGCAGCAGUAAAAGAAAUGAAUACACUUGGAAUAGAAAAUUUUUCCAUCCCAGGUGAACCAAAUUUCCCACUGAAUGCUCUCUACCAAAAACCAGCAGACAGAAAUGAGGCAGAUACGCUGCGACAAUACAUGACACAAAUCCGCCAAGAAACUGGUGCACGCAUUAUCGAAAAAGUCUUUGACCCAGUAACGGACAAACCUAGCAAAUGGUGGAUGUGCUUUACAAAAAAGAAGUUCAUGGAUAAAAGUCUAUCAGCACCAGGCUUUUAGGUGGGAGCAAGAUAUAAUUAUUGUAUCAACAACAAUUGAACAUCUGCACGGACACUAAGGUCACGGAAUUUACGAAACACAUGGAAUCUUGUAUAUUGUGUUAACAUUUUUUUUAAGUGAACUGCGCUGUUAUUGAACAAACAUAGAUCAAAUUAUAUUAUUAUUACUUUAAUAAUUUGCCAUAGAGAUAUUGAUUUCUCAUUUUGUAAUGUUUUCUUAUGUCUGUUUUAAUUUUAAAUCAAAGGAAGAUUGCUAAAAGCAGAUGAAAACAGACUUAACAAUAAACCAGCUAUAAUCUUCCCAUAGAUAAUGGUCUAUAAUUACAUGUAUACAUCAUUGCUAUAUAUUUAGCUGGCUAUAUUGUUAAGCCUGCUUAAAACAAGCAAUAAUUCAUGUUUAAGUACUUUGCAGGUAUCAAGCCUAGACGGCUAGACAGUUUUUUAUUCCAAUUUUUGAAAUAAGCUACAAUAUGUUGAGAUGUGUAUGUGAAUCAAUUUUCAAUGCACAAUCUAAAAAAUUAGUUGCUAUGGAGUAAAUUCUUCAUUUUCCACAACAUGCCCACUACCAUUUUACAGCAGUGUCAUAUUUCAGAAGUGACUAAUGUGAUAAAGCUGAUUGUCCAGUAUUCUCAGCCCCUAACUGGAGGUCCAUUUCUGUCUGAAUUUCAACUGAGAAAAUAUCAAAGUGGCAAAGCAAUCAAACUCAAUUUUAAAAAAGUAGACAACCAGAGAUCUAUACAAGCUGUGAAAACCGCCAUAUAGCAAUUGUGACACUAAUGGUAGCUAACUGCAAUAGUAUACGACAGUAACUGAUUACUAUUUUUUGUUGGCUGGACUACUAUGCUAGAAAUAUAUAAACAAAUUUGAAAAUAAAAAGAAAGAAUACUUUGUACAGUA